GUUCUAGAUAAAUUUUGUGUCUAGGCUUGUAUUCUAUGCGCGGGUUAUGAAAUCUUCGAAGAAUGGGUGGCUUAACUAUAAGGAAAUCAGGAUGCAUAUCACCAAAAUUUAUACGCUUGCCCAGUGGAAAAUUGUUUGAUUGUGGUCGCAAAGUGCUGGUACAUAAUAUCACAGAUUUGCAGUAUGUAUGCUCUCGCUUAAAUAUCUCCGAAGAUCAGAAGUUUUUCAUUCUUACUGAAUAUAACGGUGAAAAAUGCCUCGUUCCUAUUUUUUACCCCCAUCACCCUAAUAGUCUUCAUAACAGAACUUCAAAACUUUUAAUCGCAUAUUAUUUAUGCGAACAGUUCCAUCUCAAAUGUAUUCAGCUAGACAACCCACAGGAUCUUGCUGAUAUCAAGUUGGUCAGUGAUGUCGUCAUUGCAAAUAAGAAUCAGCUAAAUACCAGUGAAGAAGACUCAAAAGCACUAGAAGAGCUUUUAAAUUCUGAAGAAUUGUUCACACGACUGUUAAGUGUGCUUUUGAGUAUUCCUGAGCUUACUACUCAAUGGGUACAUGUGAAAGAUCAGAAAGGACAAUUAUACCAGAUUGGAAUUAAUAGAGAUGGAUUAAUUAUUCAUCAAGAAUUUGUUGAGUCUUUAUCAACACGUUUCAGUUGGCAAGAUUUGGGCAAUGCUAUUGCUAAUCGUUCAAUUGUAACACUUCCAAUAUCCAUGAAUUCAGAAAACGCAGAAAAAUUAAUGGAUUUUAUUGAUAUAAAGAGUAGCACUAAAAUGAAAAGUGCGUCAAAUAUGGUUAAUCUAAAGGAUGAUAGAAAUAAUUCACAGUCUAUCGAAAAUGAUAAAAACACUUCACAACAAUAUAUUCUUAAAUUUCGAUUAUCUGAUGCCAAAAUCGCUCAACGAUUAGCUUUACAAUUAUACACAAUAUGCAAUAGAGUGAUAAAAGAGUCAAAUAAUAAUACAAGGAUACAAUGCAAUGAUGUCGAGAAAGAGGACGACGAAAGCACUACUUCCGGUAUGCUGACACGAUUUAAUCGACAAUUUCGUGAUACAUUUAGAUGUUUUUCAAGACCAUUUAAUAUGAAAUCGAAAUUACCUAAACGUAAACCGUGUUCAACACUACUAGAUCCAAAUACAACUACACAAGAUGUUGAUAAUAAUAAUAUUGAGGCAACUAUAACUGUUCAGCCAUCUUCUGUAUCUGAUCAUACUCUGCUAACUUAUAGCAAUGUAUUACCGAUGUCGACUACUGGCAUACCUACUACCAGUGUUGCUUUUGUUACAAGUAGUAUUAGUAGUAACAGUUGUUGUAUAACAGUGAAAUCUUCAGUUCAUGAUAAUGCUGAUGAUGAAAAUCUUAAAAAAUGUUCAUAUUCUCCUAUGUAUUCAUCUGUUCAAAUAAACUCACCUACAAUUAUUACUACUAAUCAAUCAUCUAUCACAGCUACUACACAUACAACAUUUAUAUCAAAUUCCAAAUUGAGUCAGCAAAACAUUAUCACGACGAAUUAUGAAAAAAUACCAGUAGUUGUGGAACCAAUUGAAGUAGCUGCUGGUGAAGCACAAGCAGAAUUAAAUGAACGUGAUAAACAAGUUUUACAUUCAUUACUGAUGAAUAAAUCUUCAACGAUUGUUUCCUCUGUACCUGUUAACAAUUUCUCGUACACCAUCGCUAAUACUUCAAUGAUGACAACGACAGCACCCAUGAAAUCCAUUUCAAAUGAAUUAUCUUCACCUCAGUUAUCGUCAUUCAAUAAUUUAUCAUCUGUUGCUAUGAAUAAAUCAAAUUCAACAUUUCAUAAAGAACCGUUAAACAUCAGCCCCAUGAUAAAUACUACGAUAACAACAUCAGGGGCAACAACAACUAUCAAUGAAGAUAAUUUGUCAAAACAAUAUACAAAUGAAAGUAUCUUUUCAUCAUCGGCAAUUCCAACAAAUGGUAAUCUUGCUACAUUUUCACAUUCAUCAUCUUCAGUACAUACUGAAAUGUCAGGACAGAAAAAUUUUAUCCCAUCAGCCAUUAAUUCUAAUGUUACUAAUACACACUUUGUACAAUCGAAAUUGGAUACAAUCGUUGUAGAAAAAAAGAUUUCUGAUGAUGAAAAUUUGAAUCCUCAGGCUACUUCAGAGCAUGUUAGUUGUGUCACUGGAUCAUCUAUAAAACCUGUUAUAGCACACUCUGUCAGUGUGGUUUCUGCUAAAAACAAUGUUGCUUCAUCAGUUGAUGUCAAUAAUAAUAAUUAUAACAUCCCAGAUUUCCAAAAUGUCAAUUCAUAUAACGGUCAUAAUGUCAAGUCUACAGUUAGUCACGCCACAAGUUUAUACGCUCCACAACCAUAUACAACAGUUAAAUCCGAUACGAAUAAUAAUAUUUCAAAUGAUAUAAAGCCAACUUUAAACGGUUUCAAACAUGUAAUGGAAGAUGAUUCUCGCAAGAUUGCUCAUACUACUUCACCUUCAACUAUAUUAACUUCUGAUUCAUUCCAAUCGCGUAUUAAACCACCUUCGUUUACUGUAAAAACAUCAGAUUUAAACAAAAUAAGCACUACAAAAGUGACUUCUACUACCGUUAAAGUCGAUGAAUCUUUCAGUUCCAACCAUGUAACAUAUAAUAAUAAUGAUAAUAACACAAUGUCCAAUUCAUUUCAUACUCCAGAAAGUAUAAAAAAUCAUAAUAAAAUAGAUUCUCCCGAAAAGAACAAUACACCGAGUACACCACCCGUCGUAUGCUCCGCGUCAGUUAGUGUAACUGGAAUUCGUCCACCAAGUGGUAUUAAAGCUCCAUCUAUUACCCCAGAUAAAAUGAAGUCUAGAAUUACUACUAACGGACAUACCAAUCCUAGUGCCACCGACACAUCAGUUAUGUCUACACAUGAUGAUGAUAUGACACAUAACAAAAAACAAAUUCCUACAAGCGUUGAACCAACCUGCGAAUUGAUAAAAAGACAAGAAUCAAUUACAGAGGAUAGUUUAGAACAUCCUAGUGGUUUACCUAGACCUCUAGGAAUUUCACCUUCUUCAUCUCAUGGUAAAGUUCAAUCUAAGCUUCGACCUUUAUCAGGAAAUUCACCGAUCGCCAAUUCUGGUAUACCUGCACCGUCUAUAAUGCCACCCCUUGUUAGUGGACAAUCUCAUAUGCCUGUACCGAUGAAUAAUACUUCUAUCCCUCUGCCUAGUGGAAUAAAACCACCAUCUCGUUCACCAAAGUCUGCAUUAGCUAAGUGAUAACAAUAUUUAAUUAUAAUUAUCUGACAUAUAACAUUCAAUGAUCCAGAAAAGAAUCAAGUAAUAGAAAGUCUUCUAAACAAAAUUGGUUACCAGAUACAUUUCAAUUUAUCUUGUUUUUCCUUUUAUUUAGUUAUCAUUCUUCUUUCUGAACAACUCUCUUUAAGCAAAAUUCCAGUGUUGUUUAUUUAUUCCCUAAUUCUUCUGAUCUUUCUUUAGUCCUUCCUUUUUAAUAACGAUAAUAUUUAUCAAAUGAUUUUUCUAAUGGUAUACACAUUGUGUGUUUUUUUUCGUUUCUUUAACUGUUUAUUAUUCCGUUUUCUGUUAUUCCGUUUGUUUAUUGUCCUUCUCUCUUUUUUUUCUUUAACUUGAUCAUUUUAUUAAAGACAAAUAUUGAUUUGAAGUUUAUAUCAAUAUCCCCUUACAGAUAUUUAAUGUGCACUAAAGGAAAUUAUUUUCAGUCAAAAUGUUGGACUAUUUAUACAUUAACAUGAAACAGAGAAAAUGGCUUCCUAGUUGAACAAUGAAGUCAUUUCAUAUCGUGUCUAUGAAAAAUUAUUUUACAGAAUAUAACCACUAUAAUAGUACUACUGCACAUUUCGAGUAUUUCUCAGAAUUAAAACAUUGAUUUAGCCUUUUUUCAGUUCACUUUCUCUUGUGGACCAGAAUAUUUUCAUUAAACCUUAUUACUUAUUCGUAUAUACAGAUUUCUAAAUGUUUACUUCUUUGUUUGUGCGGCGAAUGUGCUUUCUUUCGUUAUGCAGCGGUUGUAUAGACAUCUUUUUGAUUUUGAAAAUACAUUAAUCUUCUCUAAAGGUGUGUGUGCUCUGGAUUCCUCCUUUUACAAAAGAAUUUCGGAUAAACUAUUGAUCACUGGACGAACUUUUUUUUGCUUUUCUGUUCUUACUAAUCAAUUUAUCAAGUUUGACUACUUCUAUUCUGAAACAUAUAAGAUAAUUUUAUGCCUUCGAAUCCUAAUACCUAUUUUAGAUGUUUACAUUUUAAUUUUAAAAGCAAAUAAACUUGAUCAGUAUUCUUUUAUUUUGUUUGUUUCACACUAACAAACUCGAAAACUUUUUCGACGGUACCAUUUUUUAUUUGUCAUCGAAAUCCGUUGCAAAUUGCUUUUUUUUUCUUGCAGCUUCCUUUGUCAGUGUCAUCUGACCGCUACUGAUCACGCUUCAAUUUCGAACUGUAUUCCCUUUUUUCCUUACGACAUAUGUUUACCAGAGAUUGUGUUCUUUUCUGUUUCUCUAAGUGAGCUUAUGGGAAUUCGAUUUACAAACAGAUUUAACAAAACAAUAGGAUGAUUUUUUUCACAUUCUAUCAGUGAUUCAUUUUCUGUUUAAAAAGUAUUAUUGACUGAAAUUUUUUUUAGCUCCUAUGAGUCCACAAAUUGUGCACUAUGAAUAAAACAUAUAUUCAUUGAAGUUGGUUUAUUGUCCAAAUAUAUGAAUUAAAUGAUACUAUAUUAACAUGUUUCUAUUUAACCAUAAUUUUUGACAAAAUUCCGUAAUUGAUUAACUCCGUCCAUUGAUAUCUGAUUGUACCUAUUACAGAUGAAAGAAAGGUUAGCUACAAAAGCUACAGAACUGCGAAUAAUAUUUAAAAUUCAUUCGUUGAGAUUUUUCAAAUAUAUAUUCUUCCUCUUUAAUGAAUCACAUUAACUCGGCGCCCAAAUAUUGUGAAACUAUUCGUUCAAAUUUAAACGAAAGUUCUUAUUCAUAAUACGUUUGAAUGUUUGGUGCUGAAUAACUGAAAAAUGUAGCCUGUUUGAUUGACUAUUAUUAGCUGAUAUAUAUGUAUCUAUGUCGUUUAAUUCUAUGAAUAUCUGAAGCUUCACUCUUAUAAAGCUAUUCACGUGUUCCGCUGUAAUGUAACCUCUCAUGGGAACUUGUUUCUUGACAAAAAUAUAUGCCUGUGACCUAAUGGCGAUAUCCAGGCAAUUCACACUGGAUGCAUAUAUGCUAAAAGAGACUAAAUUCCUGUCCUAAACAUCAAAAGGAGGAUUCAAACAAUCAGCACAAAUAAAUUAAGAGUUCACCCGAUUGAACAAGCUAGUGGCUAUCUGAACUAAUAAGCUAAGUCGAUAACGUGAUGGAGUUUGAAGCGAACGUCACCGAUUCUGGGUUCUGGUGUGAACACAAACUCAGAUUCAGGCAUACCAAGCUGAUGAAGAUUCCACUGCUAGCGACCAUCUAAAUCCGCUUAUAAAAUUAAAUGUAGUUGCUAAGGCUUUUAGAUCUUUGUUAAUCUAAGACAGUUGACUUCUAAGAUAAAUGUCCAGUGGAUUUAACCAAAGCUGGAAAGUUUGAAGGUCCUCUAACCCUUUCCUAUAACUUUCAGUCGGAGUGAACCUGCCAUUUAGCGAAAAAACGUUUUCUGUAUUUAAAAAAAUCCAGGUUUUUCAUGGCGGUCCAGCUUUAAUUUACUCAUGAUUUCAGCUAUUAAAAUGAGUAUAAUAGCCACAAAACCCCUUCUAAUAUAAUUCUUCAUAAUUUUUGUGAAUCAACACUUUUAACCAUAAUGAAUGCAGUUCUUGAAUAUGCUGAUCGCAUUUCUACUUUUUAAAAAUCUUAUCAACAUUGAUGAAGAGUUGUCUGAUAAAAUAACAACAGAAACACAAACAACAACCUUGUAUGACCAACUUGUGUUAUGAGCACUCAAAUGUAACAACCCUAAUUUACUACUGUAAUAUUUACCAAACGAAAGUGCGAAAUUCGACUCAGUUACAUAAACGCAAUCAUGAAUCCUUGGCAAAUUAUUAUUUUUCUUAACAAAGUCUUUGUUACAUUUAUCACUUUAUAGUCUAUAAAGAUGAGAAUUAUUCCCUAAACUUGAGCAUAAAAGCUCAGUUUAACCCUCAUGGUCACAAUAAAUGAUUAGUAACAUGUUAUUAGUGGGAGAGCUUUAUCGAUUAUUGUGAAAAAGUCAAGUGAAUUAUCUAUUAAAUGGUAUAAACCGUCUAUAGCAAUGAAUUAUAACAUAGGUUGAUUAGCAGAUAAAUUCAAUGAUCUGUUCUAACACUCAGUUAAGAAUAUUUUUUAAAUGUUCAGAAACAUCUUGUAUCUUUAAAAACAUUAUUGUUUGAGAUCAUCUUAAAUUUCUGGAAUCAAAUAUAUAUUAUCGCAUUAUAUAACUGUUAUAACUUGUGACUGCCAAUGAGAGAGCAGUGAAUUGUCGACCGAACCAAGGUCGCGUGAACACGUACGAGCAGCCUAGAGUCCUGAUUGAUCCUGCUUUCCGCCUAGCCCAGCCAGUUAAGUCCAGAACGCCAAUCUCAGCCUCUGCAAUAUGAAUCAUUAUAUUCCAAACAUGCUGAGUUUAUAUACCAAUCAAACAGACUACAACGCAGCGUAAAAUAGAAAACAACAUUUGUACAAAAUGUGGUUGUGAAUGUGGGAGGUAGUGACUAAUAUACAGGGCAUAAUUCAAGAAUGGUAAAACCUAUACUAAUAGUUCAUAA
Messenger RNA from Schistosoma haematobium, 6690 nucleotides. RefSeq names its product Serpin (serine protease inhibitor) (gene SRPN19). The coding region runs from base 63 to 3224 and encodes 1053 amino acids. Lineage: Eukaryota; Metazoa; Platyhelminthes; Trematoda; Strigeidida; Schistosomatidae. The record is from RefSeq and is a predicted model, not a curated record. The transcript is spliced from 14 exons.